This is a messenger RNA of Plasmodium coatneyi, 816 nucleotides long. RefSeq lists its product as uncharacterized. Gene Ontology annotation, cellular component: dynactin complex. The transcript is spliced from 5 exons. Gene Ontology annotation, biological process: cytoskeleton-dependent cytokinesis. The coding region runs from base 1 to 816 and encodes 271 amino acids. The record is from RefSeq and is a predicted model, not a curated record. NCBI's taxonomy places the organism in Eukaryota, Apicomplexa, Aconoidasida, Haemosporida, Plasmodiidae.
AUGAAGUUAAACUAUGCAGAGAAAAAAACCCUUUUAGAAAAUCUCACAAAUAGGAUGAUCAGAAUAGAACAAGCUAUAGGUAGCAUAAAAUUUUACGAAAAGGGUAGCAACGCAAAAGGGCUUCCUAAAGAGGGGACAUCAUUUGGUAGUGUUGUAAAAACAGUCGAAAGUAGAGGGGACGACUAUCUGAAUAAAGCUGUUGUUAGCUUUGAUGACGACCGUGGUGACCACCAUGGUGAUGAUGAGGGUAACGAAGUAGGUCCUGAGCCAAGCAGAGAAGACGAAGAGGACUACAAUGAAAUAAAAUCCCGUUUGGAAAACAUACCUACAGACCUCCUGGGUACGCACAAAGACGAGGUGGUAGAACUGAUUAAGAAACACGGGCACAAGAACAGCGUAGCCGUUCACAUUUGCACCAUCAAGUUGAUUCUGCAGCAGAUCGCAAAGGAGUUCCUCCAGGAUAUUUAUGCCCAAUACAACGACUUCUACAUUUACAUCCACAGCAACAGCAUCCUCGAUGUGUACAAUACCUUCGAAUACAAACGGAACAUCCUUUUAUCUCACCUGGAUUUCAUGAAAACUUACAGCCAGCAAGUUCAAAAAAUUAUGCAGCUGAAGGAGAACAUAAACAGUUUCAAAAUGUCGGAAGCGGAGCUCCACCUGGAGAGGUUGAAGAAAAUUGAACAAAAAAACGAAGCCCUCUUUUCGCGAAUUUCCGCAGUGAACGCUGCUUUGGAGAACGUGGCGUAUAAGUACGCUUUGAUGAUGCAAGCGGCAUCCCUAAUCGUCUCCAGACAUAAGCCAAAUGUAUCUUAA